Messenger RNA from Cladophialophora carrionii CBS 160.54, 1512 nucleotides. RefSeq lists its product as uncharacterized. The record is from RefSeq and is a predicted model, not a curated record. NCBI's taxonomy places the organism in Eukaryota, Fungi, Ascomycota, Eurotiomycetes, Chaetothyriales, Herpotrichiellaceae. Bases 1 to 1512 code for a protein of 503 amino acids. The transcript is spliced from 4 exons.
AUGACGGCCGUACUACCUCAAGGACUUAUUAAUGCCAAUCUUGAUGUACAGCAAUACGCUUUGGACGACUCCAAUGCCACCUUCACCAAUUCUGACGCCCUUCGAAAGUUCUGGAGAGUCUACGCCAUCCAGAGCAACGCGACCCAGGAUGACGCCGCGGUGCGAUCACGGAAUCUAUUCUGGAGAAUAUGGAGCAGUCGCACCUUGACCCAAUCCAUCACCCCUCCUCUCUUGACGCAACUGUGGCAGCGAUGUAGUCAGGAGUUCGAUUUGACACCCAUUGGGGGUAUUCCAGCUUCACCCGGACCCCCCGCACUACAAGACCCUUUUGCUCCCAGGCAGUCUCGCAAUCGCCUCGCCUCGCCAUCUCCCUCUAGUGAAGUCCACCCGAUACAUGACUCAAGUCCUCGAGGCGGUCAGAACACGGGCAUGACCUUGCAAGACUUCAGAUGGUCGGCCGCAGAUCAACCCGCACGGGAUGACGUUCCUCGGCUGCCAUUCCGACCAGCAGGUGAGGCAAGUCGACAGCGACUUGAUAGUUCAUCAGGAUCGACCUCUCAAACCACAUCUGAGUCGUCCUCUAGACCUACAUUGAGCAGGACUGCUAGUGGCGGUCGCCAGAGACUGCCUGUCCUGGCCAGUGCCGGGAAGGCAAGGGCACGACCGUUAAUUCCACGCAGAAAAUCCAGUACACAGAAGUCCGGUGGGGGCUCUAACCAGCCUAAAUCAGCCCGAGAACCGACAGAAAACUCGACGGCUGAGGCCCCUGAUACUAGUGCAAGGGUCGAGCGCCUUUCCGCAGGCGGCCCUCCUCCCGGCCUGCCGUUGCCAUCGGCUGCUAGUGGGCCGGCCUUCGCACUCCCGUCGGCGUCCUCGUGGCAGAGUGUAGAGUCGACAUCACCCAACCCUCCUUUGGCAAGCACUGCACCGAUCCAGUCCAAUCCUUCAGGCGAACUUGUCCAUCCAGACUUCCGCGGCAAAUUCGUUGAAAACCAGAAGAAGCUGGCCAGCUUCACCAAUCUCCCGGGUCUGGCUCGGAUGAGGAGACCAGGCAGUAUUGUGCGUUUUGCCGACGAACUCCCACAGGUGGAGCCAGACAAAAGCAAAGACCGAGAGCAGCCUUCCUCACCAUUACGAGAGGAAAACGUGGGCCGGUCACGAUUGCGCACGAGUAUGGCCAGCGCGGCCAUCUCUGACGAUGGCGACUCAGACUCCUCGUCAAGCCCGAUGGAACUUCCGCGCACAAAGAGUCAGCUCAGCCUGUUGAUCAACAGCAAGAGGAGCGAGACCGGAAGUUCUGACAUUGGCCCUCCAGCUCAAGCGCACGAAUCGAAAGGGAAAGACAAUGAAGCAAGACAAAAGGCCAGGUCUAAGGAACAAGAGCUACUCUCUAUGGGCCGUCGUGAUGGAGUCACUAAGGCGGGUGGCGUCCAAGUCCCGAGGCAACAGAGGGUCAGCGAACUCGAAGACCCUGCUUAUCAGUCUCAGUCCAGUCCGGAGCCCUUGUUUUGA